AUUUCUUAAGUCUCUCUGGGAGUUGCGUUGGGGUUCAGGACUUGCCGGGUGAGGAUCAGGGCUCAGAGAGAGGACACAGACUUAACAGACACAGGAUGAGGACUCUGGCACUGGUGCUGCUGGUUUUGGCUUUUACAUCUGCCAGUGCAAUAAAGCCUAGAAGUCAGUUCACACAGUACCGCUCAUGGAACUCGCGGAUGUAUCCUGUGUGGAGGGAUGGAGACCCGAGGUUCAGAAACUGUUGGUCUGGUGGUGAAGUAACCUUUGACCUUAAAAAUGAUGCCCCUACUCUUACUGGAGCAAGAGCAACCUUCAAUAUUAAUCUAAAUUUCCCGCCAAAUCAGACAGUGCUCCCUGACGGGCAGGUGGUCUGGGCGCGUAACUGCACCGUCGACGGACAAGAGUAUCAGGAGGGUCAGGCUGUGUAUCCUGACCAGGGCACUGAGCAGAUGGGGCUUUUCCCAGACGGCACACCGUUCACCAGGAGCCAGAACAAGAAACCUCGCUAUGUGUUUGUGUGGAAGACAUGGGGGCGUUACUGGCAGGUGGCAGAUGGACCAUCCUCCUCCCUCACCAUUGGUACAGAUAAUGUCCCCCUGGGUUCCUACAGCAUGGAGGUUGUCAUCUAUCACUGUCGCGGCAGAAACAGGUUCAUCCCACUUGGCUAUGCCUCCUCAGUCUUCACCAUCACAGACCAGGUUCCAUUCACCAUAUCACUUGCCCAAGUCAACGAUGUAAACCAGGAUGACCAGAACUUCAUCCAGAACCGAGCCAUUGCUUUUAGUGUCAACCUGCAUGAUCCCAGCCAGUAUCUUAACAGCGCUGACAUCAGCUUCAGCUGGGAUUUUGGUGACAGCACUGGGACUCUGAUCUCCAGAGAGCGCACUGUCACACACACAUACCUUGCUGUCGGGACCUUCAAACCUCAGGUAGUCCUGAUGGCAAGCAUCCCCAAUGGCUGUGGAAACCCCACUGCAGUGGUUCCUAUUGAUGCCUCUGCUGCUCCAGCAGUAGUUGUGAUGCCCUCCACCUCUGCAGCUGUCCCAGCAGUACCAGCUGAGGGAGGAGAUGCCAUUGCUUUGGAUGUUCCUGCUUCUGUGCAGCCAGAUGACGCAGCCACAAAUGCAGAGGAUGGAGAAGCAGUCGUCAAUACAGGCACAGAUGUGGUAGAGGUUGCCUCAGUAGCACCUGCAGGAGUUGAUGCAGCUGUUGUUCCAGAAGAACAAGAUCCUGCCAACGCCGCUGCUGAAGGAGAUGCUGCUGCAGAGGAGACAGAUGCUGCAGCAGGAGAAGUGGUGCCUGCAGCUGAAGAGGCAGUAGAUGCUGAUAUAGCUGCUGCUGCAGAUGAAACCGCAGUGGUGGCAGAUGCAGCUGCAGAAGAUGUGCCUGUGAUUGAUGCUGCUGCUGCUUCAGUUGCCCCUGUUGCAGAGGGAGAGGAAGCUGUAGAGCAAGAAGUUGAUGGUGAUGCUGCCGCUGCAGAUGCUGCUGCUGCCACUGAUGCAGAUGCUGCUGCAGAUGCUGCUGCUGAUGCUGCCACUAUUGAUGUAGCCGCUGAGGCUGCUGCUGCUGAUCCUGCUGAAGCUGAUGCUGCUGCAGCAGAUGCUGCCAUUGAUGCUGCUGCAGAUGCUGCUGCCGCUGACGCUGCCACUGUUGAUGCAGCCGCUGCUGCAGAUGCUGCUGCUGCAGAUGCUGCUGAUGAUGCUGCUGCAGUUGCUGCUGCAGAUGCUGCUGCUGCAGAUGCUGCUGCUGAGGUUGUCCAAGCUGAAACAGAGGCCCCUGCUGAAAACGUUGUUGCUCCCGCUGCCACUGAGGCCACAGCUGUAGAGGAGGCAGCACUGGUUGAAGCUGCAGCUGAUACUGAGGCUGAAGUACUGGAAACUGAGAAUGAAGUUGCAGCUACUGCAGCUGCUGCAGAACAACCAGCAGGUGAGGAGGAGGCUGCUCCAGCUGAAGGUGAAGUUCAAGUUGAAGUGGAAACAGAUCCAGCACAAGUUGCCCUCGUUGUGGCUAAAAGACAAGCACCAGAGCUGACAGCUGACUGCAUGGUCUACCGUUACGGCUCCCUCGCCACCUCUUUAGAUGUCGUCCAGGGUAUUGAAAGUGUAGAGAUUGUUCAGGUGUCCAACGUUGUGUCAAUGGCGACUGAGUUGGAUCAAAAUGCUGUGGAUGUCACCAUUUCCUGUCAGGGAAGUCUACCAAGUGAGGUCUGCACAGUCAUCUCAGAUGCUGACUGUAUCACACCCGUAGAAACCGUCUGUAAUGCAGCCUCACCCUCUCCAGACUGUCAGAUGAUCCUUCGUCAGUUCUUCAAUGACUCUGGAGUAUUUUGCAUCAAUGUCUCUCUGACUAAUGAUGUCAGUCUUGCUGUGGCGAGUGCUAGAGUCAGUGUAACAGUAGCCUCAGGUGGUUCCCCAGCUGGAACUGCUGCUACAGUCCUGGGUGUCAUGGUUCUCGCCUGUGUCGUCUGUUGUAUUGGCCUGAUGUACAGGCGGUUCAAGCAGUACCAGCCACUGAGAGAAGACCACGGUGUCAGUAAUGGAGGCAGCUCGGGAGUGACAUCAGUGCCUUUGUUGUUGUGGAACUUGCUGAGCCGACAGUCACCGGGAGAAAGUCGUCCACUUCUUCAGGGGAGGAUUGUGUGAAUAUCUUCAUCAGCUCAGGCACCCAACAUCCACAACAUUUGCUAAUACACCGGCUUUAUACAUAUAACACUCUGUAGUAAUAUUGUAACUCCCAGUCAAUGUAUUAAACAAGAACCGAGUUAAGUGAUCCAGCCCCAUGUACGACAAGAUUUGUAGGAACAGAAAGGAGUCACAUGUGUAAUAAAAGAGUGUAAUAAAAAUGUUGAAACAUUUUUCAAGGAAAAUUAUAUUUAUUUUGACCUACAUUAUUUUUUAUUAGUUGGCACUGAUAGUUUAUAGAAGCCAUAACCUAUUCUCUCAUUUGUGGCCUACUUAUACUAAACCAAUUUGAAAAUCAAUGUUAACACAUUUCAGUUCAAUUUCUUUACAAUGUAAUUUAACUCAUAUGCCACAGAACAUUAUCAUGUUUGCUACCCUGAAAUGAAUAAAAUGGAACUUCAUCACCA
Messenger RNA from Lates calcarifer (barramundi perch), 3088 nucleotides. RefSeq names its product melanocyte protein PMEL. The transcript is spliced from 12 exons. Lineage: Eukaryota; Metazoa; Chordata; Actinopteri; Centropomidae. The coding region runs from base 96 to 2642 and encodes 848 amino acids. Gene Ontology annotation, cellular component: melanosome. The record is from RefSeq and is a predicted model, not a curated record. Gene Ontology annotation, biological process: melanosome organization.